Messenger RNA from Microtus ochrogaster (prairie vole), 1189 nucleotides. RefSeq names its product nucleic acid binding protein 2 (gene Nabp2). Gene Ontology annotation, molecular function: DNA binding. Lineage: Eukaryota; Metazoa; Chordata; Mammalia; Rodentia; Cricetidae. Gene Ontology annotation, cellular component: SOSS complex. The record is from RefSeq and is a predicted model, not a curated record. Gene Ontology annotation, biological process: response to ionizing radiation; double-strand break repair via homologous recombination; mitotic G2/M transition checkpoint.
AAGAUCUACGGAGUCAGAUUCUGGUCCCUGGCUCUGCACCGAGUUCCCUAGGAGUCUCCUUUAGCCUCCCUGCUUCGGAGCGUGAGACUAAAAGCAUCCUGACCGAGGGAGGGCCAGCCUCUAAGCAUCUUAUCCAGAGAUCUCUGAGUUCUGAUCUUGAAGUACGAGGCCCCCAAGGAAGUUCGUUUCUCACCUCCUAGAAGGCGGGGUGCCGCGGUUCGGGAAGCAUGACGACCGAGACCUUCGUGAAGGAUAUCAAGCCCGGGCUCAAGAACCUGAACCUCAUCUUCAUUGUACUGGAGACAGGCCGAGUGACUAAGACCAAGGACGGGCACGAGGUUCGGACCUGUAAAGUAGCAGACAAAACGGGCAGCAUCAAUAUCUCGGUGUGGGACGAUGUGGGCAACCUAAUCCAGCCUGGCGACAUUAUCCGACUCACCAAAGGGUAUGCUUCCGUUUUCAAGGGUUGCCUGACACUAUACACCGGCCGUGGGGGCGAUCUGCAGAAGAUUGGCGAAUUCUGCAUGGUUUAUUCCGAAGUUCCUAAUUUCAGUGAGCCCAGUCCAGAAUAUAACACUCAGCAGGCGCCCAACAAAUCGGUGCAGAACGACAGUGGCCCUGCUGCCCCUCCAGCUACCACAGGACCCCCUGCUGCCUCUCCAGCUUCUGAGAGCCAGAAUGGGAAUGGACUGAGCACCCCACCAGGCCCUGGUGGCGGCCCCCACCCCUCUCACACUCCCUCACAUCCUCCCAGCACCCGAAUCACUCGAAGCCAACCCAACCACACACCUUCUGGCCUUCCCGGCCCCUCCAGCAACCCUGUCAGCAAUGGCAAAGAAACCCGCAGGAGCAGCAAGAGAUAGCAAGAAAUGAGCUCUCUCCUUCCACUACGACCACGACCCACGCGUCUCUGACAGAGAACAAGACAGUCUUCUACUGGGCUGCUGGCUUUGAGACUGGAGGGUGGAGUCGAUUGUACUUCAGCCACUACGUUUCUCUGAGGGGUGCUGAGCAGUGGCCUUGUACACCUCAAGCUCAUGCCUUCAUUGUCCUGCUGAUGCUGCCUGUCCCCUGGGAUCCAGGGCCCUCUGCCUGCCCUCCUUCCUCUGGAAAAGACAGUCUGCUUUUUUGUGUGGGAUAUGAGGGUCUAACUGAAAACCCUCCUUCCUAAUAAAUGCACCCACUCUCU